GCGUCAAAAAGUGAAAAGUGAGGAAAUCUGCGCGAGAAGAAAGGAAAGGAAAAUUCUUGUGUGAAAAUUUGUGGAUUUGAAAAAAAGUAUCAAUUAAAAUAAAACAUUGUUGCAUUGACGAAAACUUAAAUGCAAGAAGCUGGAAUUGCUGACAUCUUUUAGAGUAAAUGGGAGUCGAAGAAGUAAAAAUACCGACGAAGCAGUAUAGCAAGCAAAUAUACUCGGCUAAAGUAGCAAUUGUAGAUUCAGACCAGCAACUGCAAAUACAAAAGCAGAGACAACGGCAGCAGCAACGACCACAACAGCACCGAAAAAGACAACGUCGGAGCGACCGUUGUGGCUAAAUAGAAGAAGAGCCACAGGCAGCGGUAGCUCCACCGCAAUCGGCAGCGAGGUAGUGUAAUUGCAAAGUGCAACUAGGGCCUGCGUAAGAAGGUGGAGGAGAACAAAGGGGCGACUCAUAGUAAUUAUAAAGUGGAACAAUGUGUGACGUUUGCUCAGAUUUUCUGCAUUUGCUGGAGUCAUAUGAACUUCGAAUAACCAGUAACGAUGCAAAACAUUCAAUUCUCUUGAAGAGUGAAAUUGAAACAGCUUUUGGGUAUAUUCAAGCAUGGCCACAACGUCAGUGUAUGUGUCUGUAUCGGGACCCGAAAAAUUUCGAACGAUUCAAUCUUGUAGUUCAAUCUAUGAUAUGUUUGGCAGUGCACCACUUGAAGCAUAUUGAACGCUUGAUUGACGACUACAAGCGACUGACAGCAUGUAGUUUGGGGCAAACAACAACGGUUGCAGCUCAGCCGCAAUCGCAGCCAGGUGGACAAACAGCAGGUGCUGGCACCUCUGACAAAAAUACAAAAUCAACAUCUAAUAAGAAGGCUGAGAAAGAUUCAGACUUAUCAUUAGAAGACAAUGCGAACCAUAAUAUUCGAGAUGCCGAAAGUGGUACAGAAGAACUAAAGGAAUCUAAAAAGGUCGAGCGAGAUGUUAGCUCAUCUCCGCCUUGCUUAUCACCUUCAUCACGUAACGUAACAUCUCCAAUAAUUCCAUCAUCACCGCCACCACCUGCACCUUCAAUGCGACUACCGCAAUCGAAUACAAAUGCAUCAGUAACAGAUAUAGCCUCGAAUGCCGAAACAUCGAUUUCUUAUAAAUCUAAUAAAAACGCAUCGUCAUCAACAUCUUUAUCGCAAAUAACUGAAGAGCCAUGGAUCUUACCAGAAGUAGAAAAGCUCUUCAUAUUGGUAUCUAAAGUGUUUUUGCUAAAUUUUCCGUUAUACAUUGCAUACAAGCACGGUACGCAUGCGCGCCUUGAUGAUAUCUCCGCCGAAGAGGCGCAACAUUUAGCAAUAUUUUGUGACUUACACGACAAUGAAAUACCAGUAUAUUUGCUGCGCAAUAUAACAUUGUUUUGUAAUUCAGGCGGUUUCGCUGCAAUGAUGUUAUGUUUCGAGCAGCCAGAUCUACCAGUAACCACUGCACAGGCUAUUACUGCCACUGUUUCAAACAUAAAGCUGUGGCUUAAUUAUGGUUGCAUCGUGCAGUUGUUUGUGCCGCUGCGCAGUCGAGUUCUUCAGUACAUGUGCAAAUUGUCAGAUCAAAAUUUACGUUCAGCAGCAACACGUGCGAUGGCUGAUUUUGUAUGGUCAGCUGUUCGUGAUCCGCUGGAUGCUUCGGUCAGCUUUGAUGUCGAGGGUCUGGCACUAGCAUUCAAGUACUUUACAUCAACCACACUUACAAUGCGCUUAGCGGGUAUGGCGCAGAUAAACGCACAUAUUAACCUGUUCAACGAAAUCUGCACCACUGAAACUGUUGGGGAGGUGGAGAUAGUGGGUCAGAAAAUUGCGAACUGGCUCACUGAAAAUCAGAUUAUACAACAUCUCUUCGGGCCUAACCUACACGUUGAAGUAAUUAAACAAGCGCAUGUUGUUCUUAAUUUCCUUGCUGUGGAAAAUCAAAUUACUGAAGAGCAUAUUAAACUAAUAUGGCAAGCUACUCAACUUAAACAUUGCUCCAAGACUAUUUUUGAUAUAUUGCCGGCGUUGGUAAAAAAUCUGGCACCUCGUCCAGCUAUGCAUUUAUACUCGUUACUUUGCCAUAUGGACCCUAAAGAACAUACUGAGCAAAGCAUUUAUAUUGCGUCUGCACUUACAAAAUUAAUUUGGUCUCGCGAUAGUUCUCGUAAUCAGAUGAGCUUGAUGCAGGAUCAUCUGUUGGCAGCUCAUGUGACCGCUUCUAGCUCGGACAGUGGCAGUAUGGACGGCAGCAACUCAGAUGAUGAGCCCGGAAAUGGUGAUGAUAGUAGCCUAGCUAGUGGUACUCGCAAGAGUCCAAUUGAUAUAGAAAAUGUGGGAUCGGACACAGGAGCACCGCCACCUUGCAAACAGGCUCGUCAUAGGCGUCAUGUUUGCGAAGCCAAUUCUGAAGAAAAAGGAAGUCGUUCAAAUGCUGAGGAUUUAAAUUUGAUAAAUCAAAAGAUGGAUAUUAAAAUGCAAAAUCACCGUAUAGUGAAUAUAAUCGACAAUUCAAGUAGCGAGGAUGACUUGCGACAGUCCGAAUUGGACAUUCAAAUGCAUCUAAAAAAAUCGCGAAAACGUAGAAAAAAUAGCAAUCUGCCACUUACGCGUUUAGCACACGAAAUUGUUGAAGCUAUUUGGGACGGUGGUGAGGACGAUGAUGCCAGCAGCGACGAUGCGGAUGAUGCCGAUGAAGCUGAUGGCGAAGUUUUAAAUGACAGCGACGAUUGCAGUGAGAACGGGGGCCAAGUUGUACCUAGUGCCGUGCUAAAACAUCUUCGCGGAGAGGGCCCUUAUAUACGAGCUAUUGACGAAACGCACAUUAGUGAACUUCUAAAUGGUGCCGAAAUCGACGGGUAUUCGUCACCAAUGAGUAACAAAUCUGAAAAAAAUAUGGCAGACUUCGACGACGAAGAUGUCUCGCCAUGCGAAGAGGAGUUAAGCCAAUUGCAUGCAUUACGGGUCUCGCAUAAUUGUGUGCCGCCCGCCUUUGCGGCUGCUGCCAUGGCUGCUGCACAUUCGAGUAUUCAACAACACCAGCAACAACAAAAGUCAGUUGAGGCAGUAACGGCGGGUGUCGUAGCGGAUGUCGUAGCGGGUGUUAGUGAUACCGUAGCAAAUGCGGCCGCAGUAGCCGUCGCCGCAGCCACACGAGUAGAUGCAGACUUACAACAACAAGUGGCGAAUGCGAAUGCCGCUGCAAUUGCCGCCGCAUUAGCAGCAGUAAUGGUGCGACGCACUGGCGAUCCAGCUGAUGUUGAUAUGUUGGAAAAUAAUGCAAAAGUAAUAUCACCGCAAGCGCAGUUCGCAGGACGUGUAUUGCAAAGUGCUGUACAGCAACCGCAGCAAAGUGUGGGACAGUCAGUACCGUUGUCACCACAACAGACACCACCACAACCGCAACAGCCAAGUUUUAAGAUCAACGAUGUGUGCCAACCGGGUAACACUUUAUUAUGGGAUUUGUUGCAAGACGACAAAAUUUUUCAAUUGGGUGAAUCCUUGGCACUUGAGGCAGAAAAGGCAUUAGCUACUUUGCUUUGUUUUAGCAUGGACCGCCAGUUACGCACGAAAUUUAUAGAAGGUUGCCUACAAAAUCUGGCCAACAACCGCAGCGUGGUUGUGAGUCUGCGACUGUUGCCUAAGCUCUUCGCAUCGUUUCAGCACUUUCGACCAGCAGACACGCACCAUGUGACAAUGUGGGCUGAGAGGCAGCAUCGAAUGAUGUACCAUUUCUUUAACAAUAUAAGAUUUUAUGCUAAACGUUAUGCAGAGCUCCAAGGCAAAUUGGCUAGUGGGGGUGGCGAAACUCCUCCUGACGCUGUUAUGUACUCCCAUAAGACUCAAGUCUCGGUGCGCCUACACUUUUUGUCUUCCAUUUUUUCGACUUUGGGAUCACCAAAAACUUUUCGAUUAACAUUGGAACAAGUGGAUGCAUUGUGGGAGUGGCUAGCACAUGACAGCGAGUGCGCCGACUGUUAUUUUUCAUGGUUACAGAGUCAGGCUAAAGGCGGCGACCAACAUGCUUUGGGUAUAGAUGCAUUGCAACAUUUAUACUUGAAAAAGUUGCCAGAGUUGCGUCCUGAAGAAUUCUCUAUGGUGGCACUGGGUCUCUUUCAGCAAUUGUGCAGUCUAGCUCGCAUGGCUAUUGCCCAUUACGAGAAACAAACCGACUCAAUAUCAUCGACAUCAUCGAAUAUAGUAGGUAUGUAUCAUUUGUGGAAGAUCGCUCUGCGCGCGCACAACACAGAGGUCUCCUUGGCUGCCAUUCAAUAUAUCAAUAUGUACUACAUGGGGCAACAAUUGCGCUUGGAAAAGGAAUUUGUAUCGCAAUGUAUGGAUAAUUUGGUGCAAGCAACCAAUGCUUUGGAAAGCAACGAAGAUGAAAAUGCACUUAUGUGUGUGCAACGCGGCCUUAUGCUGCUGAAUACACAUUUGGAGACGUUUCGUCGACGCUAUGCAUUUCAUUUGCGUCGUUGGGCCAUUGAAGGCAAAGGCGUCUGUUCACAUAGUAACCUAAAGAACGAAGCCUCUGGACCGGCUAUACGUAUCGUCUUGCAACCGGCUGGCCUCUCCGAAAAGUCCGUCCUGCAUAUGCAUGCUUGUGAUUUAAUUGCUGAACUUAAAGCUGAAAUAUCUAAGUGGUGGGAAAAUCUACAAGGCAGCACUAGUAGUGGUGGUGUGUCGGCACCGGUUUUGGGUCUUUUGCUAAGUGACGGUCCGUUGCGCAUUAUAACGCAGGGUCAAGAAUUGACAUCGGACUAUGAUGAGCGUAGUUUGGGUGAUGCCGGGUUCAAAGAUAAUCAGAUUGUGUACGUGUCCUUGGGAGGUCGCGGCGCCAGACGCAAGGAGACGAAUCUCGAUCACCCAUCCAUGCAGCCGCCACCGCCGAAAGAAUGCCUACCAACAGUAUUAUUGCUGCAGUCGCGUUACUUCGAAAAGCUUUUUUGCUUAAUGCAGACAUUGGGCGAUAUGAAGCCCCAAAACUCAAAUUUGCAAUUGCAUACUAAAGCACAGUUGCUCUCUAGACGCGUAUGGGAUAUAUUGGCAAUAUUGCCUACUAAUCCACUGAUAUUGGAUGCCUUCAAAGGGCUUGGUAGUGAUCUGAAUGCUUUCGAACGUUUCAACAGUGAAGAAGAACAGGCUAACAAGCGCAAGGAGAUUAAACAGAAACUCAACGAGUUACUCGAUGCUACCAAUUUGCAAAAAUUUAUGUACUCUUUGCAUAUUGUCGAAAGUCUCACCUUGAACAGCGUGUUGCAACAAAAGGGAGGUGGCGGCGGCAAUGGUUCGACGUGUUGUGGGUUUAGAGGCGGUGGCGUUAACGGUAACGUGAUACCUAUGGAUCAAUAUGUGCGUAGUAGUAAAAAUGGUGGCAGUGCUAAGCGGAGCUCGAGCAGGCGGCGUAAUAGCAACGAAGGUUCGAAUGUAAAAGAUGAAAGCAAACGCAACAACAGUGGCAACAGCAGCGGUGGCAGCAGCAGUUGUAGUGGUAGUGGCAGUGUCAGUGGAGGUGGUAGCAGUGCAGGAACGGCAUUGGAAUCGCUUUCCCACAAGGAAAACUACGAUUCAGCUGUGCAAAAAGAAUUGGGAAGUACCAGCGCUGAAAGUGAGUUCAGCAAUGAAAUGGCUAGCGAAGAUGCGCCUAAUCAUGACAAAGAAAAUAAUCAACCAUUAGUGGGUCGACCACAUAAACGUUUCAAACGUAGCGAUAGCAAUGCCAAUUUGAACGAUGAGAAAGAGAGCAGAGAUGUUAUUAGCGCUGUGGACACCUGCAGCAGCGCUGCGGGCGGAGGCAGUGGCAAUAGUACUAGUGGUGGUGCUACUGUUACACCGGGUGGCAAUGCACGCGCAACAUUGGACAUGAAAUGGAGUGAAGUGUUUGUUCGUUGUGGUGGCUUGCGCUUACUCUAUGAAAUUUUCAUUUCGGGGCAACUACAGCAGAGCGCACAUCAUCGAGAAAUGCUCAACGAGUGGAGGCACGAUUGCUUGGCCAGCCUGCUGCGUGUGCUGUGGCUUUUAGGCUUCGAGGAAGUUCAAGCCGACGAUAUGCAUGUUGUGGUUUCACGGCCACACGCUUUUAUGCUAGAACUAAUGAACGUAGAUCCAUGUCUGCGCCGACUUGCAUCCAUACUUAAUGACGAAGCCUACCACAAUUAUGCCGCACUAAUUCCGACCACACAAUUUCAAUACCAAUAUCCAUAUCAAUAUCAUCAUUUGCGCACUGGCUUCUGGGGACGUGCCCAAGUUGUACAAUUCACAAUGAACAUAAUGGUGAGCUUCGUUCAUGCGUCGGCUGAGGCACGCCGACUACUUUGGACACAACCAGAGUAUUGCAAUUGGGUACAAAAAUUCAUUUUGGAGGACCCGGAGCCGGCAGUACGUCGUGAAAUAUGUGCUGGACUUUAUCGUAUUUGUUUGGGCAAUGCACAAAGUUACCAGGUACUGCUGGCACCUUUGCUGCGAAAGCUUAUUUCCUUCCUUCCACUAGCGGAAAAGAUGACGUCUUAUGUGCAACACACGCAGUAUUUGCUGUCGGAUGAAGGCAAGGAACCGUAUGGGCCAGCGUGUCGCGACUACUUUUGGCUUCUCGCACGUCUUGUGGACACCAUGACGCCGGACAUGGUGAAGUGCUCACUGGAAAAUGAAAGCGAAGGAGAUGCUAUCGAUAUUGAGCGACUUUGUCAAUCCGUUUCACAAAGCAUAUUGUCUCGAGAUUUUUUCGAAACCAGACACGGUUAUCAGGACGAUGGCCUGGUCGGACUCAUCAAUCUGAUGUCGAAUUUCGUCAAAUACGAUCCGACGUUUAAGUUCAGCAGUUCAGCAUUGCAGUUCAUCGACAAGAUUUUUGAAUUUCUUUUUGAUAUGCCAUCGCCAAUGAAUCGACACAAGCCGAAAUGUAAAUCCGCAACAUCACGAGCUGCUGCCUACGAUCUUUUGGUGGAGUUAUGUAAAAACUGUCCUAAGAAUUAUGUAUUUUUGCAUGCGAAACUGUUGGCACAGCACACGCCCGGUGCCAAAGCACCGUAUCCAUGGGAUUAUUGGCCACGCGAUGAGGGUCGCUCCGAAUGUGGCUAUGUAGGUUUAACGAAUUUAGGUGCCACUUGUUACAUGGCCUCCUGCAUUCAACACCUCUACAUGAUGCCACAAGCGCGCGCUGCUGUACUGAAUGUACCGCCGACGGGUGCACAAAAGCAUGGACCAACUUUGUUAGAGUUACAACGCAUGUUCGCCUACCUAUUGGAGUCUGAACGCAAGGCAUAUAAUCCGCGCUCUUUUUGCCGUGUUUAUCAAAUGGAUCAUCAACCACUAAAUACUGGCGAACAAAAGGAUAUGGCAGAAUUUUUCAUUGACCUCGUCUCCAAGCUGGAGGAGAUGACACCCGAGUUGAAAGAUCUUGUUAAGCGUCUGUUUUGCGGCACACUUAGCAACAAUGUGGUGUCGCUUGACUGUGGUCACGUUUCGCGUACAGCUGAGGAAUUCUACACAGUGCGUUGCCAGGUAGCCGAUAUGCGUAAUCUACAAGAAUCGCUUGACGAGGUAACUGUUAAAGAUACGCUUGAGGGCGACAACAUGUACACGUGCUCACAAUGCGGCAAAAAGGUGCGUGCGGAAAAACGUGCCUGCUUCAAGAAAUUACCACAAAUUUUAUGUUUUAAUACCAUGCGAUACACCUUCAAUAUGGUCACCAUGCUGAAGGAGAAAGUCAAUACACAUUUCUCAUUUCCCAUGCUCUUGAAUAUGACUGACUACGUGGAAAAGACGCUAAUGCCACAUCAAUAUAAGGAGGAACGUGAAAAACGCAGGCAAGAGUUAGAGAAGCAGAAUGCGGGCACUGAUAAUGCAAAUAAAGCCAUGGAGGAAGAUAUUGAGGAAUGUUUAGAAUAUGAACUAGUGGGUGUAACCGUGCACACUGGCACUGCAGAUGGCGGCCAUUACUAUAGUUUCAUUAAAGAGCGGAACAAAUCAGCUCUGCAACAUGAUCGCUGGUUUCUGUUCAACGAUGCUGAGGUGAAACCUUUUGACCCUUCACAAAUCGCAGCUGAGUGCUUUGGUGGUGAAAUGACAAGCAAAACUUACGACUCUGUGACCGAGAAAUAUAUGGAUUUUAGUUUCGAGAAAACCAAUUCUGCUUAUAUGUUAUUUUACGAACGUCGGCUGCCAGAGCACUUGAAACAGCGGCACUCGGAGUUGCUGGCAUCGCCUUCCUCUAGCACUCGCUCACCGGACAAUGGCAAAAUGAGUGCUACAAAUGAUGAGGUUGAAAUGGCGGUGAAGUCAAGCGCCGACAAAAAGGAUAUCGAAGGAGCAGAUGAAGAUAACAAGAGUGAUAUUGAAAGGCCUAGUAGUGAGCCCAAUAGCGAAAAGGAUCCGAAAGUUACAGAGACUGUUAGCAAAAAAUUGGAGGCGAGUGACUGCAGUGCUGGCGGCAAUGAGCCGCAAGCGUCCACUUCGGCGGCAGCUGCUGCAUCGGCUGCGAGUAAUAAAAUGGCAGUUGAAGCUGGCACCAAAUGUGUGCGUUUGCAGAUACCACAUCUAAAUAAGGAAUUGGAGGAUUGGAUUUGGCAGGAUAACAGACAGUUUUUGCAGGACCGCAAUAUAUUCGAGCACACCUAUUUCAACUUCAUGUGGCAAAUAUGUGGCCAUAUUCCACAAACUCUGUUGGCGCAAACUGAUGUCACUUGCAUGGCAGCAAAGUUGUCAGUUUCAUUCUUCAUUGAAACUUUCAUACAUGCCAAGGAAAAGCCAACAAUGGUGCCAUGGAUCGAGUUGUUAACGAAGCAAUUCAACGCUAGCCAAGAGGCAUGUGAAUGGUUCCUCACACAUAUGUCUAUCGAACCGUGGUGGCCAGUUCAAGUGCUAAUACAAUGCCCAAAUCAAAUGGUGCGCCAAAUGUUUCAGAGGCUUGUUAUACAUGUCAUUCAAAGGCUGAGAUCUUCACAUGCUCAUUUAUACUUGAAAACAGAAACAGAUGAUGAUGGCAAAGAAGUGAUGGGCAAUGCUUCAUGCGUAACACGUUUCAUUAGUUCCCUGAUAUUGCUAAUGGAACACGGUGCUAAGGCGCAUUUACGACAUUUGUCCGAAUUUUUUGGCUUACUCUUCGAAUUCUCACGAAUGGGUGAUGAAGAGACGGUAUUUUUGUUACGUAUCAAUGUAAUUAAGAGCGUUGCGGACUUUUACUUAGGCAAUAAAACACAGGAUUGUAUCGAUGUUGGUUCCGACAACGAUGAUAAUUCAUCGGAUGAGGCUUUAUCAGUGGACAAAACGCGCCCUGCAUCUUUGGACAAAAUGAUUGCGUUGGUGGCGAAUUUGGUGGAACGUUCGCGCGGACAAGAUUUCCGAUUGCGCCUUUCGACAAAGGAUUACAAUGCGAUAGCUGGUGGCAAGGGUUUUCCAUUCUUAUACCAACAAAUCAAGGAUAACAUUAAUCCGCAUCAGACUAAGCAUCUGAUACAUGCACUUUGUCGUUGGGAUGAUCGUUUGGCGAAUCAGAUUAUUACCAUGCUAUUCUCGUCCGUCACUAAGCACACGGAACUUUGUGGUCCUUUCUUCAAGCUGCUCACGUUACUUACCGAAACUCAAGGUGGUCCCUCCGGUUUGCCCUGUUUCUCCCAAUUGGUGUUGCAACGUGUUUGGGAUGCGGCAGAGUAUUGCCCUCAGUCUGCGCUUGAUUGGCUCGCUUUCCAAGCGCCCAAAAAUAAAAUUGCACAUGCGUGGAUCCUACAAUCGGCUGAUAAUUGGGUGGAACAAUAUUUGCUGGCGCACAACAAUUCACGUGUGCGCAAUGCUGCUGCUUAUUUGCUUGUAUCGUUGGUGCCAUCACAACCCUUCAGGGCGAACUUCCGCACACAUUCACUACAUAAAUUAUCGGCGCAUGUUUAUCGUGAUUUGAAUAGCGACGCUCAAAUUGUCUUACACAACAUAGUCAAUCUAUUAUUACGGCUUCUCCGCCCGGCUCGUGCUUAUGCAGACAUCGGAAUACAUGGCACUACUAAGCUUACAACUUAUUUUAGCUUACUUAGCUACUGCAUGGUUUCAAAGACUGAAAAACUAAUGAUUGGACCGUAUAUGAGAGCUUUAUGGGAUCUAUUCCAUCCACGUUUGUCGGAGCCCAGCGUACCAGCGCAUCACAAUAAACACGCGCUACUCGCAUUUUGGCACCACUCCAUUGUCGAUUGUCCCGAGAAUGCGCUAAUUGUGGCAAAUUGUCAUGAAAUAACACGGAAUAUUGCAUUUAAUUACAUUCUUGCCGACCAUGAUGAUUCCGAGAUAGUCGCCUAUAAUCGCUCCAUGCUGCCGGCUUACUACGGUCUAUUGCGUUUGUGUUGCGAACAGAGUCGAGCACUCACUCGGCAACUUGCGGCACAUCAGAAUUUGCAAUGGGCUUUCAAGAAUAUAACACCACAUCCGACACAAUAUGCAGCUGCAGUCGAUGAGCUGUUCAAGCUCAUGACUUUGUUUGCCGCAAGACAUCCGGACGCAAGCGAACAGGAACAACACGAAGUGACUACAUUCCGACGCACAACACUUUCGGCGUACUUGACUGGACUAGACGCGCGGGUUUCUUGGGGCACCCUCAUAAAUGCACUGCGAAUUUUGGUUGAUAACGAUGAAGAUCGACUUCUCGUCAUCUACAAUGGCGGCAUCGAGAUGUGUUUCGAGGCGUUGCACACGUUACAUUCCAUGCAUCACGAAGCAACGGCUUGUCACGUUUCUGGCGAUUUGCAGGAGCUACUUAGCGAGUUGGUAUUGCUAUUGAAAACGUUACGCGUGAGUACGCGCCUGGACGCCCCAUCGGUUGCAGCUAGCGUUAGCAAAAAGCAACUGCAACACCAGCAGCAACAACAACAACGACUGCCUGACGCUGUCAAGCGAUUGGCUACUUUCCUCAACACAUUCAAUCCACCAGAAAUUUGUCGUCGAUCGUUAGACGUGCUUAAAGAGUUGGUGCGCAAUCCCAGUUUGGAUGUAACUAGUAUACUGGCGCCCAUACUCAUCAAUUGCCAUCUAUCGGUGGCAAAUGCGCCGAGUAAUAUCGGCCCAUUGGGACCAUAUUUUCCACGACGUGGCACUAAAGCGCCAUGGCCAACUAUGUCCAAAAAUACGCCGCGUCCACCGCGCCCUAUGGUGCAAAUGAGUAUACCACAUGGUGAGAUAUUGCAAAAAGGUGUCGACAUAGAGUAUGAUGCACAGGUUGAGGCUUUCUAUCGACCUUACCACGACUUCUUGGAUGUGAUGAUGCGUAUGGCGGUGAAUACAAAUCAAUUAAAUGAUACGUUGGUGAAGUUAAGUUGCUUGGUGGCGAUCGAGGCGGCUCCUUUGCAUUUCAGUUUGUUCCCCAAAUUUUGGGUGGGCAUUUACAACAACAAAAGCACAAAUAAAUACGCUGAGUUGCUGAUCAACAAUCAGUACCUGGUGGAAUACAUACACAUAAUAUUAAGGGACGAAAGAGUCUCGCUCAGUGAUCAUUACAUAAGAAACUUCUUAGAAAUCUAUUAUCCCAAGAUAUCCGCCCAGUUGCCCAUUGCACGCCUUCUAUACACAAUCAGUUAUUCCAUGCACUCGAAGGAGGAUCUAGACGAUCUUUGCGGCGAUUUGUUUGCCAUACGCGUGAUAGCACAAUGCACAGGUAUACCGGCUUCCGUCCGCAAACAGUUAAGAGGGUCGCUGAAGGCUUUGCUUUAUAAGAGUUCUCGCUAUCAAGAAGUAGCUGAAUUGGAAAUUACUCAAAACACGAAAGUGGACAAAGUAACUGAUUCGCCUAAUGCUGAGAAGACACCUGCAAUAAUGGAUGAUGAUGAUUCAAAAGAUCCACCAGCGGAGGUCAAACCGGAAGGUUCGUCUCACUCUAAGUUGAUCGACAUGAAAGAAGCUGCUGAAGAGGUACCAAUGGAAGUCGACGCCGAGACUGAUGCGAAAAAAGAUGCCAAGGAUGCCAACAAAGGAGUAGAGGCUAUGGAAACUGAUAAAUCUCCGUCUAAUGGCAAGAGUGGCAGUAGUGAUAGUAGUGAGAAUGCAAAUAGCGAUGCUAAGUUGGGAACUGACCAAGAAAACACUGCCAAAGCAAUGAAUGCAAGAAGUGAUAUGGGUGAGCAAAAGGAGAGUGGAAAGAAAAAUGACGAGGAGCCUAAAGAAAUGCUGACUAAAACGCCAACAACAACACCAACACCAAUAAAAAUGUUGAGUAAGGACGGCGAGGAGAACGUAGCGGAUGACAGCCACGGCAGUAAUACUACUGCUGUGGCGUCCGCUGCUGCCACAAUACUUGUGGAGCAAUGCAAGAGCAUACAAAAGAAACCUGCUGAGGUGCGUUUGUUCGAGGAGCACGAAAAACGUAUCAAACUCUUGCUGACUAUGGAGACUUACAUCAAGAGUAUACUCGUGCUGAUGCAACGCGACGAAAGUAGCACAUCGCCAACGUCCGCAGCAGCGAGCGGUGGUGGCGGCAGUGGCGGCGGCGAAGACGGCGAAACUAGUACAGAUGUACCCGAAGUAAUGUGCAAAAAAGGCACAAAUGUAUCAGCCAUUGCAACAACUUCGGCCUCACCACCCGGCUCAACUUCUGGCGCGUCAACUGCCAAAAAAGAGGCAAAGCCAUUGCAUUGCAUUGAGAGGAGUGACGCGAAGGAAGAUACAAGUGAUAGUCGCAGCUCUCCAAUUAAGGCCCAAUCCAGCACGGUAGCAACUAAGGAUAAUAACAAUUCGGCAGCAAAUCCAAAUCCGAUAACCGGUACCCAACCAACGACAACAACGACACCAACACCCUCGAUAUCGGCUGCCACUGCCGCGGCGCUACAUUCUCAACAGAUUUAGUUAUCGUUUAAUGAUUUGCUAAAUAUUUUGUUUUUCGGUAAAAUGCUGGAAUAGUGCCGCCACUAAGUUGAAAGUUGAGUGCGAACCAAAUGAAGGCUUGCGCGCUAGCUGAAACGUCGGACAAAUUUUGUCAAUACAUAAUUACUGUUAUAAUACCUAAAUAUUUUAUUUUUACACACAAUUUGAAAAUCGAAAGUUCGUUUCUUUCGUUAGAACUAUUAAUUUAAAUGAACUUCUUUCCGUAAUAAAGCGUUGACUAACCUGCUUAAAUAUUUAUAUGAAGAAACAAAUCGAAGUACGCUUGAAUUAUGUAAAACGAAAUAAUAUAAAAACCUUUGCCGCACCUGUUUA
Anastrepha obliqua is the source of this 13172-nucleotide messenger RNA. RefSeq names its product ubiquitin carboxyl-terminal hydrolase puf (gene puf). Gene Ontology annotation, molecular function: cysteine-type endopeptidase activity; cysteine-type deubiquitinase activity. Gene Ontology annotation, biological process: protein deubiquitination. The coding region runs from base 483 to 12821 and encodes 4112 amino acids. The transcript is spliced from 26 exons. The record is from RefSeq and is a predicted model, not a curated record. NCBI's taxonomy places the organism in Eukaryota, Metazoa, Arthropoda, Insecta, Diptera, Tephritidae. Gene Ontology annotation, cellular component: nucleus; cytosol.